Exophiala dermatitidis NIH/UT8656 is the source of this 2604-nucleotide messenger RNA. RefSeq lists its product as uncharacterized. The record is from RefSeq and is a predicted model, not a curated record. Gene Ontology annotation, biological process: endoplasmic reticulum to Golgi vesicle-mediated transport; protein localization to phagophore assembly site. Gene Ontology annotation, cellular component: cytoplasmic vesicle; phagophore assembly site; TRAPPIII protein complex. NCBI's taxonomy places the organism in Eukaryota, Fungi, Ascomycota, Eurotiomycetes, Chaetothyriales, Herpotrichiellaceae. The coding region runs from base 141 to 2471 and encodes 776 amino acids. The transcript has a single exon.
AUUCAUUGCAAUAUUAUUACGCUGAGUCCGCAUAUGAGUUGUAAGAGAUGCUCCGUAACCAGGCUGAGACUCAACCUCCUUGUCAUGCUGAGCAGUACUAGCCACGGAAUCCCUCUACGCUGCCACCCCAUGCGCCGACAAUGGACCGCGACAUCCAGAAUCUUGCCCAUAACCAACCGCUGUCCAUGACCUCGCCGCGUAAUGGAGAUCCUCUGCAGUCGGACGACCUACCAUCGAUUCCACCCCUCGAAGUACACAAAACAAGACCGUUACAGACCGAAGAAUCACCGGAGGCCUCCACUACAAGUCUACCAAUCCGCACUUCCAGUCCGCCUGCCUUAGGUUCGCGGCGGUCGAGUGCGCUGUCUGGCGUCCUCUCCCGCUCCGGCUCCCCCAAUGGAAGGCUGUCAUUGUCGUUUGCAAGAUUUGGAAAAUCUCUGAUAAACAGUCCAUUGGGAAACCCAGUAGAGGGCUACGAUGACACAAGGUCUCUGAUCGUCCGGGCGUUUUCGCCCACCGUCGCAAUCUAUGCCGCUGCAGAGGUUGACGAGCUUGCCGCUCGGAAGGGGCUCAAACAUGGAUUCGUGGAGUUAGUGCGGCCAUUCGGCGACCGGAUUGUCGGCAAAGUGGUGGUCCGAGACAGUACAGGCGCAAGUCGUACGUGGGAUGACUUCGGCGUACAUUUCACUGAUCUCGGCGAACUGGCGAGGACGGACUCGUCGUCGGGUUCAGAAGUAAAUAAUCUUGAGAAGUUGGAGGAAUUGAUGGAUCAUUUUGUGGGAGAUGGCUUUGAUGAGGCCGCCGACACACCCGGACGAGGCGAAGUUUCUCACUUGUACAAGCUAUUCCUCUCCAGACUUCUUUGCUCCCAACCGAUGAGUCCUCAUGAAACCUUUCGGCACCCGGUAGGUGCUGUUAUUGCCAUCAGCUCCUCUACGCAACAACCUAUCGAAACACUACGGAAUCUCUAUCAACAAACAGCGCAGGGUGCACAGGCUUUGCCUGCGUAUGCCAAUCCCGAAUACCUGAGAUAUUAUGUCCUGGUCCAUGACGAGGACAAAGAUGAUCUAAGCAAAUCCAAUGCAUUGUUCGAUCAAAUGAAGAGGCAUUUUGGUCUCCAUUGCCACCUACUUCGAUUGCGAUCUGCAUCAUGCACUCAGUCUGAUGAUGACGCCGAGGAGCUUCCUGCCGGCGAGUGGCUAUCAGCUCAAGAGCAGUUGUCCAUGUUGAAGGAUACUGCCGACUUGAUUGAUCUCGAUAUCCCGACCUCCCCAUAUAUCUUCUCUUCUGAUGCAUCGGCUCUGCGUUCUUUUGUUCGUGAACUCACAGCACAAUCCAUAGUUUACCAUAUGGAGCAAAGGAUCGCUCUCUGGAAUGACCAAGUGGCUUCUCGCCGCCGGGGCAUUUCGGGCCGGUUCAUGUCUCUCUCGAAGCGGUGGACUGGAAUUGGGGUAUCUUCACGCAAUUCAUCAUCGAGCACCAACCUGUCCGGCUCUGGAGCAAGCGGGAACUAUGACAGUUUGCAGGGAACUUAUCGUUGGGAUGCACCCGAAAGCCUUUUGCGUAAGCUAGCGGAUUAUGCGUUCAUGCUGCGGGACUACAAAUUGGCUGCUUCGACCUACGAGCUCCUACGCUCCGAUUACUCCAAUGAUAAGGCCUGGAAGCAUCUAGCUGGCGCUAACGAGAUGUGUUGCAUCGCAACCCUCCUCAACCCCCUGACCAGCAGUGGAAGUUCAAAAUUCAAGCUUGAAAGCUUCGACACGAUGCUGGAAACGGCGAGCUAUUCUUACUUGACCAGAUGUUCAGACCCUGCACUGGCACUGCGCGCUAUCCUUCUGGGCCUCGAACUUCUUAAAGUGCGAGGGAGAGCGGCAAGCGAGGUUGCGGCGAAAUGGGCGACUCGAGGUCUUGAACUUGGCCUCGUCGGCAGUGUGGGACACGUACUUGUCAGCGAACGGGUGGCAUCCUGUUACGCUGACCGGAUCGGCAUUGGCAACACUGGCUGGGGAAUGCGCAAAAGGAAAGCUGCCCUUUGGAGUGUGAUGGCCGCGGAUGAGUGGAUGAAACUAGGAAGGGCAGAGAUUGCUGCGCAAAGGCUCGACGAAGCGCAGGAGUUAUACAACGAAACCAAUCACAGCGAAGCGAUCAAGCAGUUCAAAGAACUCGCGGCAUAUCUGGAGCAGUUGCGUCUUGCUGUGCGGAUCAAGCUGGGAGAAGCGAGAAGACGCGGCUUCAGCGGCGCCACACGGCAACUCGAGUUAGAAGUCGAUGGGCGGGGCGACGGUGAAGUCGAGGAUGAGACAUUAGAGGAGAUGAACCCUCUGGAGAAGCAUGACAGCAGGCUUAACAGGAUCAGUCUGGUGGGAGCUGCGUCAGGAUUGCCCAACCCUAUCGACUCUGGAGCACCCCAAAGUCCCGUUCGAUUAAGUCGACCGGACCCGCUGUCUCGGGGGGAUGAUGAUUUCGAGUGAGCGGGAACUUGAAUGCAUCGGAAGGGACGUUGCAUAUCUUCUGAGAUGUACAAUUCGAAUUAGACGACUUUAUGGUAACUGUUUAGCAUGCUAGUAGUAAGAAGGCGAAUUUGACGGCAGCUUACAACUUGUA